AUGACCCACAGUGGCACCCCAUGGCCACCGAGUUGCGGGGCAACUGAAAAGGAAAACUAUAGCGUUGCGUGGCAUGUUGUCGCUCUUUUUGUAAUCCUGAACUGCUCCUUGCUGGGCACCGUACUUCCGAUGCUCGGCAAGCGUGUUUCUGCUUUUCGCGUUCCCGAGUAUGCCUACGCGAUUGGAAAAUCUGUAGCCACUGGCGUGGUGCUUGGGGUAGCGCUUAUUCACAUGCUGAAACCGGCUAACGAGUCCUUCACGAGCGAGUGCAUGCCGAAUGGCCUCAGCAGCCUUUCCGAGCCGCUCGCCUACAUCAUCUGUAUCGCCUCAGUUGCAGCGAUGCACUCCCUAGAGGCAUGCUUGCGUGUCUUCUUCGAGGACUUCGGAGCCGGUCUCAACCCCCCCAUUGCCAGUGAGGAGAGCCAGCACUUGCUCUCUGACUCUCAAGCUGGCGGUCACCACCUCCACCGGUGCGCCCCCGCUUUCUAUGGCCGGGAGGGCAGUGGUAGCUUGCAGAUCUUGUCCGCUGUCUUGCUAGAGUUUGGCGUUUCGUUGCACAGCCUGUUUGUCGGCCUCACCGUGGGCAUGUGUGCCAACGCGGAGCUUUACACGCUGACGUGCGCCUUGUCGUUUCACCAGUUCUUUGAGGGCGUUGCACUCGGCUCUCGGCUCGUGGAUGCUGCUCUGACCCUCCGCACUGAGUAUGUGUUCGCUGCCGUCUUUGUUCUCUCGGCUCCCUUUGGCGCUGCUGUUGGCAUUAUGUGCGUGUGCGAGCACAUGAUCAACACUAAGGGCAGUGUGUACCUUCUAACACAGGGUAUCCUGGACUCGGUAUGUGCUGGUAUUCUGCUCUACAUCGGGUUUCAGCUACUGGUGGUCGACUUCUACGCCGAUAUGCGGUCGAGCGUACAAACCGUACGCUCGUCGCGCGGGUUCCUACUAGCGAUGCUGGUAGCCUUCUGGGCAGGCGUAAGUAUCAUGGCGCUGAUUGGGCUGUACGUGUGA
Molecule: messenger RNA, 1005 nt
Organism: Leishmania mexicana MHOM/GT/2001/U1103
Lineage: Eukaryota; Euglenozoa; Kinetoplastea; Trypanosomatida; Trypanosomatidae
Product: putative cation transporter
Exons: 1
Coding region: 1-1005 (334 amino acids)
Biological process (GO): zinc ion transmembrane transport
Cellular component (GO): plasma membrane
Molecular function (GO): zinc ion transmembrane transporter activity
Source: RefSeq, a predicted model, not a curated record